Gadus macrocephalus (Pacific cod) is the source of this 1782-nucleotide messenger RNA. It is a transcript of the gene mbpa, whose product is annotated as myelin basic protein a. The record is from RefSeq and is a predicted model, not a curated record. NCBI's taxonomy places the organism in Eukaryota, Metazoa, Chordata, Actinopteri, Gadiformes, Gadidae. Gene Ontology annotation, molecular function: structural constituent of myelin sheath. The transcript is spliced from 7 exons. Bases 112 to 459 code for a protein of 115 amino acids.
CCGGUGGCGUCAGUUAGGCUCAGAGACAAACCGAACAGCGCACUCAGACCUCACAGGACUUUUGGAUUGACUUGCAAGCGGACAGUACCGAACCCACCCAAAGCAGCUAGCAUGGCCACCACAAGCUCCUCAGGGCUGAGCAAGAAGAAGAAGAAUGCCCCAGGCCUGAUGGAUCAGAUCAACACCUUCUUCGGAGGGGACCAGAAGAAGAGGAGCAAGGGGUCAUUUCGGGGACACCUGUCCACGUCGCCCCAGGGAGCCUCUGCUCGCCGCAAGCCCAACGAGAGUGCAGUUGCACAUUUCUUCAGAAGCUUCGUCUCAUCCUCAUCUUCUCCUCGUCCUAAGUCCAAGUGGAGAGAUGUCUUGGGCUUGACCGCCUCACCGCGCGCGGAGAGUGCCAAGUCCCCGCUCAGACGCCGCAAAGACCAAAGCACCCUGUCCCGACUCUUCAACAUGUGAUGCGAUCGGCGGAAAGGAGGAGAAACCAAGGCCCGCCCUCCCCCUAAACGCUGGAGCACCAUCUUCUAAGAUCUCCUCCGACAACCAAGACCUGGAUCCACCUGAGACCGACGGGCCGAACCCAGGGCCGAGCGACGGAGAGGAGAGCUGCGUUCGGGAUGGACCUCAAGACCUCAACAAAGCCUAACCAUAAUGCUAACGCUAACUAACAACAACGCUUACCGUAGCGACGCAUCAGGCGUCGGAGGCUAACGCGGCUGCAGCUGCUCUCUGAGAUGAGUGGAAUUCAAACGUAGAAAACCAAACUUAAGCCAUGGUUGUUGUGUUUUCUUCUUCUUCUAAUCCUUAGGGUUAGUAGUGAAGAUUCUGUCUUUGUGUUCUGUGUUCAGCUCUGUGCGGUAACGCUAUAGCAAAUGUUGUGCUGUAAAUCGUGCUCCGUAGACCAUGUUCGUGAAUCGUCUUCAGUGUGACGGUGCUAGUGUCGUCUAAUGUCUACAUUCAGGUGUUUGUUUUGCUACCUGUACUCUGUUCCCUGUUGUUCACCUUCACUUAAGAGUAUAUGAGUGAUUGCGUUUUGUGUUUUUUUUUUUUUAUAAAGAUCACUCACAACUUAGUUUUUUUACUGUUAAUUGGUUUGAUUGUAUGUUUGUUUUGUUUUUGUUUGUACGUUUGUAUCUUGUAUCUGGAAGUGUAUUUGGAAUCACCUGUUUUCUACGACAAAUGUUUGAUGUGACAUAAUGCGAUUGAAAGAUUUGAAACUAUGCAAAAUGUAUCCACUCAAUAAUAUAUUAACCCACAUAUUUUUUGUAAGUCACAGUGUUUUGUAACUAACGAAACGAGUUUCACCUGUCAGCUUUUUGCUUUCGAGACUUUCUAGUGGAAAUAAAAAACGAAUGCCCUUCCGAAUUGCACUGUUAUUACAUAAUUUCCAAUGGUAUUUAUUUAAAUGAAGCCUUAUAAACUAAACUAAGCUAUACACUUACAAACAAAUCUAAGUAGUUAGUAUUUGAGCAUUGGUUUUAAUGACAUUCAGGUGGUUUUGAGGGAGAAUAAAGUCCAUGGUCGCUGAAGGUCAGAAAGCAAGUUGUUGAAAGGUCAAAGAGGGAAGGGCAUGUUUGUUUAGAUCCAUGGAUGUGGAAUUAGUAGUUGAUAUCAGGAGUUGGAUACUGAGAGAUAGAGACGCAUUUUGCUUGCAAAUAUCCUGGGGAAUUAUGUAUUUAUGUGUGCAUUGAUUAAUUGCAUUACCUCUCUUGUUUGCACACGGCCUACUUUUUCUGUUUGGUCACUGCAGUUGAGGGAGCAAUAAAAUCAUUAAGAAACAAA